Molecule: messenger RNA, 890 nt
Organism: Cylicocyclus nassatus
Lineage: Eukaryota; Metazoa; Nematoda; Chromadorea; Rhabditida; Strongylidae
Source: the annotation of a GenBank genome assembly
AUGUUUCCAGCAUGUAUGGGUGGAAUGUGUCCUAACGCAGCCGUUUGUAUCGAUAAUGAUUAUUGCUGCAUGGAAAAUGAAGUCAUUCCCGAGCCGACCGUACCACCUGUUACGGUACCCGUUGUGGUAACAACUGCUCCCAUAGUAAUUGUACCAACUACAAGAGUCGGUGGUGCUACACUAGCUCCAGGCGCUUGCGUGGACCUUGUAAAUCCUAAAACGGGUGUCUCGGACUGUCCUUCAAGAACUUCGCUCUGCAGUGACUCUCUUUACUAUGACCUAAUGACUACGCAAUGUCCGCGAACAUGUGGCAGGUGUACUUCCAAUUCGAUUCCAUCUACUUGUGUCGACAAAGUCAAUCCAAGUACUGGACGGUCCGACUGUGCGUCUAUGACUUCAUAUUGUAACAACGCAGCUUACUAUAGUCUAAUGACGGAUCAGUGCCCAAGGACUUGUGGACGCUGUACUGCUACUGCUUCUACUGCAGCGACAAUAACUUGCGUGGACAAAAUCAACGCAAGCACUGGAACAUCAGACUGCACAAAGAUGGCAUCUUACUGUGAUAAUUCCCUAUACUAUGACUUGAUGACCACACAAUGCCCAAGAACUUGCGGUAGAUGUACAAGUUCUUCGGCCACAUCUUCUGCUUGCGUGGACCAAGUGAAUGCCUCGACAGGGAAAUCAGAUUGUUCUGCAUUGGUUUCUUAUUGCCGUGUGGGUACGUACGCAGCUUUGAUGCAGCAGCAAUGCCCAAGGACUUGUGGAUAUUGCUAGAACUUUUCGCCCUUUACUUGACGUAAUGCUGUAGCUUUUUGUGAUACUCAAGGAACUCUAGACAGUGUUAUAAAUUUGGAAAAUCACAAAACUGUAUGCAAUAACAAUGAUGUCAC